This is a messenger RNA of Seminavis robusta, 825 nucleotides long. The record is from the annotation of a GenBank genome assembly. NCBI's taxonomy places the organism in Eukaryota, Bacillariophyta, Bacillariophyceae, Naviculales, Naviculaceae.
AUGAUGAGGACGACGGCGCUUUUGUUUUCUCUUCUCGCCUAUGGAUCGGCGGUGGGAGCGCUGCGUCCAGGGCACUACAUUGUCCCACGAGUAACACUAGGAACGGUACAGUGGAAGGACAAGAACAACCACAUCCACAAGGCAACUCCUCGCGCACCCUUCUUAGCACAACGAAGACUCGUCCGCCUUCCUCCACUGCAUGAAGGCGUUGUAUCAUCCUCUUUGCUACCGGUAUCGGUCGCACGAGGUGGCAUCGACAAAAGUCUUUCCAUGUUGGAUCAAUGGCUCCGUCGAACCAAGGGAGUUCUCGCGGUGUCCAUGUUGAUUAGCUUUGGUUCGAUGUUCGCAUUCCAUUUCUCCUCGUCUACGGCACUGGGGUUAUGUUUUGCCCUUUGGAAUGUGGAGUUAUCACGGGUGUUGAUCACACGACAAGCUUCCAAGUGUGGAUUCGAAGCCAAGGGGAUUGCUCUGUGGCUCUUGUUGGAUGUGAUUGUGUCCUAUUGCUGUUGGACCCAGCCGCCAUGGGGUUCGAAGUUCAUUCAAGCCCAUGGAAGUCUCACAAUGUUGGCCUUGUCCAUUCCGGCAUUGUCACCUCGACUCGGGGCUCGCAUGUAUGGAAUCGCAGCAACUACGAGUACCACGCUUAACAAUGUGCAAGGCGUGGGGUUUCUGGCAGUCGCCUUUGGCACUAUGGUCGUGUCCUUGGGUUCACAAAGUAUUCCGCCCCUCGUGGCCUUGGCUUCGACCAUUGGCAUUCCGCUCUUAUUGUAUGUUCCCAGGGCACUGAUUGAGCUCGUCGGAAGGUUCAGGCGCGAAGUAAUAUAG